Equus caballus (horse) is the source of this 4681-nucleotide messenger RNA. The record is from RefSeq and is a predicted model, not a curated record. NCBI's taxonomy places the organism in Eukaryota, Metazoa, Chordata, Mammalia, Perissodactyla, Equidae.
CAGCCCCCAGAAGGCCCCGCGGCGACGGGGGCGGAGCCGAGGCCUGACGCGCGCUCCAGCGGCGCGAGCGGAAGAGCAAGACCUUGGAGGCGGCGGCGGAAGCCGAGAGCGACGGCGCCCCUGGUGAGGCUGCUGUCCAUCAGAAGGGAGCUUUUGUACCAUUUGCCUUCAGACAGUCUAUCUGCAUGUUCUAGAGUUUUAUUAUUCAAAAAAUAAAUGUCGCUUAUUUGAUUGAAGUGGUGCCAUGCAGCAAGAGGCAGAGAGAUGCAGAGUUCGAGCCAGAAGGCCUGACAUGGCACUUUAUGUACCUAAAGCUCGAAGGGGUGUAGUCCUCCUUGAGUCAGGUGGUAAGGAAAAAAACUCUGGUCCAUCUAACUCCAUGGUGAAAGAGGAACAAAAAGAAGAUUGUCUUUCCCAAAAGGAGAUCUUUAGAGACAAACCUGCAGCUCAAAGACUGAGUAUUAAUCCUGAUAAAAAGGAGCACAAUCACAGGAAAGGACAGAAAUCUUCAACAAAGUUAAGAAAAGAUGCGUGCCUUCAAGAAAGUAAGAAAGAUAGGAUUUGUACUAAGAAGGGAACCACAGAAUCCAAAGAAGUAUUAUCCCAAGCACAUCAGCAAAGAGGCCCAAAUCCUGGGAUUGUACCUAGUGUAUUUUUACAAAGACAUUUUAAACCAAAGAAGGUGCAGUGUUUUGAGAUUGGAACCACAGAUGUGACAGGACAGGAGAGGUUGUUUGUAUCUCAGUCUUGUUCAGAAAUCAGUGAAUCUCAGGUUCUAAACAAACCAUUCCAAAAUGUGGAAUUCUGUGAUUUCAGUGGGCACGAGCUAAGUGGGGAGACAUUUGAAGACAGAGAUUUGGAAAGCAGAAUGGAAACUGAUACUACAGUUGUGGAGAUACUAUCCCAGUUUCCUGGAGUUUUUAAUUCUGUGUUGAAAGCUGAGAGUAUGCUUGCACCGAUAAAACUAAGCUCUGAUUCUGGAAUUGUACAACAAGAUAUGCAAACAGCAGGUGGAAUGUUGAAGCUCAGCAAUGGAGGCAUCACCACUGUCUCCGUUCCUGGAAGUCCAAAAGAUGGUGUCACUGAGCAAACUUUUGUAGACUUUGAAGCUGAGAAUGUUGGGGAUGUAGCCAACAGUACAGAUUUCAUCUUGGGUCAGAAAGGUAUAGAUUCCAUUCCUGAGACUAUGGGUCACAUCUCUCAUAAAAUGACUAUCGUCAGCAAAUUAGAGAGCACAAAUGGCAUUUUUGAGCCAACAAUGAUUAGAGAGUGUGAGGAGAAUGACAGCACUACUGAUGAAUUAUUUGUAAAGUAUGAACCUUCUGAUACAGCCGUCCUUGCUCAUGAAUCAGGUACAGAUAAUGGGUCUAAGAGUGUAGGUGACAUUACCAAUAAGGCAUGUGUGAUGGACAUUACAGAUGUCACAUCUGAUCAAGUAACUGUAGGCAGCCCUUGUGUAGUUGCAGUUAGAAUAGCUGACGAGGCCUGUAGCAACACAAGUAGUUUCUCAAAAUAUCUAGAAAUGAGUGCAGCUACAGCUCCUCUUCAUGUAGCUAGAAGUGGAAAUGACACUGAACAUUUCAGCAACCUGACUGCUUGCUCAGAUAUUUAUGCUGAGAGUAUUUCAUCUGGUUUCACUGAGUCAACAGGAAAGUUGAUAGAGAGCUUGUCAGAUUGUGCUUCCUCCUUACCUAUAAAGAAGAUUGCUGGUAGUAAUUGUAACACUUUUUUGGACUCUGAACUCAGUAUGUUAAAUGGGACAAAAGUACUUUCAGACAGUGCCUUGGGCAAUGAUCUAGAUUGUACUGGUGAUAUAACAAAGACAUUACUUGAACUAAAAACUGCUGAAGAGUUCGAAACAAAAGAGGAAGAUGACUCGGAGAAUACAGAAUUUGGUGUAUCCUUUCCUGAUACAGAAUCAGUGUCUGUGGAAACAUCCAUGGAACUGAAAGCAACUGAAGCUUCUCAUGUUGAAGGAAGUGCUGCUACUGAGGAGAGCUGGGAGUCUAUGUUUAAUGAUGAUGGUGACUGCCUGGAUCCACGUCUUCUACAAGAGUUAUCAGGGAAUAUGAAGAAUAGAGAAAGCAUCCAGGAAUCUAGAUUUGAUUAUUACAACUAUGAAGUUCCUGAUAUUGACCUCAGUGAUUGUGAAUUCCCACAUGUCAUUGAAAUUUAUGACUUCCCCCAAGAAUUUCGUACUGAAGACCUCCUACGGGUUUUCUGCAGUUAUCAAAAGAAAGGAUUUGAUAUUAAAUGGGUGGAUGAUACACAUGCCCUAGGAGUAUUCUCCAGUCCGAUUACAGCUCGUGAUGCUCUCGGAAGUAAACAUGCCAUGGUGAAGACCCGACCCUUGUCACAGGCCACGAGAGCAGCCAAGGCCAAAGCUAGAGCUUAUGCCGAGUUCCUCCAGCCAGCAAAGGAGCGUCCUGAGACUUCAGCAGCCUUAGCCAGAAGGUUAGUUAUCAGUGCCCUUGGGGUUCGAAGUAAGCAGAGCAAAACUGAACGGGAAGCAGAGCUCAAGAAAUUGCAAGAAGCCCGAGGCUUGCAGGUACCAUUCUUCUGAGAGUUCUUGGGAAGAUGAGGCGACACCCUUAAGAGUCCAGAUGCAGUCCUUUUGUUGAACAGCCUGGGGUGCUCCCCAAGGCACUGUUUUCUGACAGCUUGUCAGAGCAGAAGAAAGGAAAGCCACCAGUUCCCUUUGAGGAAUGAUGCAGAGGCAGCUCUUAGAAGUCAUGUCUAAAGCCCCUGCCUCCAGGCACAGCACAAUAGAGCCUUUACUCGUGUUCUUGCUGUGAGGCUGUGUACCUUAGUUCAGGGCUCCCAAAUCUGAUGGAAAUCCAAAUUUCCAGGGAAGCUGUUUAAAAAUAAGUUCCUGCCCCCCACCACUGAGCCAAGGGAGGGUGGUCUAAGGAUCUUUAUAUUUUAAACACUCUCUAAAUGAUUCUGAUGUUCAGCCAAGUUGAGAAGCACUGCCCAGACAGACAACAGAGGCUGCUGCAAGGCUGUUAGGAUGUACUGGUGGGAAACGCAGAUGCUGAGAAGGGUCCAAAAAGCAUGGAGAAUGGGGUUAUGCAGUGAAGCCCUUUGAAGCUGAACAUUUGUCCUAGGACAGGCUGUGUGGGGACAGAGUCUGGGCUCAGCUCUCUCUACAUGUCAGUCCUUCUCAGUCAGGAGCGGCUCCUUUGGGGUCACGCUGCCUCUGAUGCACAAACUGGGAAAUUGAGAGGCCCAGUCGCUCUGACAUCCUCUCCUGCAAGGGACACAGGAUGGCUCUGGGACUGCGCAUGCCUUUGGGAGCUUCUGUGCAAAUACGAUGUACGCAAUAUUUCCCCCUCUGGCUUCACAUAGUGAAAGCUAUUGAACGGCAUCGGUAGGUCCCACUUGGCACUUCUCUUUCAAUAAACUGGAAUUGGGAUUGAGAAAAUGGAACCAGUCUGGUCCAGUAUCUAUUCUAAACUUACAAAGUGAAUACUCAUGAAUGAUGGAAGGCAUAUUCUCCUGAGUGGAUGGAAGAACAGAGACAGCUGACCUCCAGAUGGAGUACAGAGACACCAGAGAGGAGCAGAAACGGGGGAUGGUGAAGGAUCUUGUGAGCUCAUCACUCCCAGUUUACAACCCUACCGAGAAGUGGUGCGCUCCAGCUCUUGGCUUCCAUUAGACACCACCACGUCCUUGUAAUGCAAUCCCUAUUUUUAUUUUUUUUACGUAACCCAUUUUCUGUUACUUGCAACCACUGAGUCCUAACUCAUUCCUAACUGGGAAAGGGGUCACCAGUCCAGAGAUCGGCAGGUUACUAGAGCAGCGGAGGUGCAGCACUGAAGCUAACAUGCAUAGUAACGUUGGUAUUUGUCACUGAGCAUCUUCUAUACGCCAGACACAAGAUAAGUGUUUUAUAUUCACCAACUUUAAAAAUCUUUACAACAACCCUAAAAAGCAAAUGUCAUGAUCUCAUUUUAUAGAAAAGGGAGCUGAGGCUCAAGGAGCAAAGUACUUCCCCAACUCACAUAAUGAGUGGUAGAACUGAGAUUCAAAUCCGUGUCUAUCUGACUUGAAAAUCUAGCCUCUUUCAACGAUACCAUGCUGCUUUUUCAUGUGAUGUAAGACCAAGGAGGAUUCAGACUCUGGCAAGCUGUUCAUGUUAGGUGUAGUUGGCAUCUGGAGGGCAAAAUCCAGGAAGGCAGAGGUGGCGGACCAGCUCAAGGCCUGAGGGCCCGCUAGGUCAGAGAGAGUUUCAAGAAGAGCUGUCCAGGACCCUGGAGAGCUCCCGAGGAGCCGCAAAGACCUCACCCUCCCGCUCAGCAGCUCAGCCCCAUCCUGAACCUCCGGACUCUGAAGGCUGUCCACUGGCAUACACACGGAGGGUUUACUCCCUGAGACCCUGGAGCUUAUCCCGGGUCAUCCCCCGCACUGCUCUCCCCCACCAUCAGUUUUUCUCUGCAUCAGCUUUUGGAAGAGAAUGCUGACUUAGGGUGCCCAUGUCUCCGUGUCCAAAGAGUUGAAAAUAACUUAAACAAUCUCUUUCCAGCCAGCCCACCUUUUCAUAGAUGAAGUGACGGCAAUUGUGAUCUGUUAAUCAUGCCAAGCCUCCUUUGGCAAUGUGAAACCGAACUGGCUGCUUUGCAUAAUAAAAGGUUAAAAUUACGAGCCGUACAGGGAAUAAAUAAAGCUUGAUCACUCAGGC